This is a messenger RNA of Penicillium cinerascens, 1530 nucleotides long. Its product is annotated as phenylalanine--tRNA ligase subunit alpha. Lineage: Eukaryota; Fungi; Ascomycota; Eurotiomycetes; Eurotiales; Aspergillaceae. The transcript is spliced from 2 exons. Bases 1 to 1530 code for a protein of 509 amino acids. Gene Ontology annotation, cellular component: cytosol; cytoplasm; phenylalanine-tRNA ligase complex. The record is from RefSeq and is a predicted model, not a curated record. Gene Ontology annotation, molecular function: phenylalanine-tRNA ligase activity; tRNA binding; ATP binding. Gene Ontology annotation, biological process: phenylalanyl-tRNA aminoacylation.
AUGGCGUCCGAUUUGACGACCGCGAUUCUGGACGCCCUGUCCGCGUCCGAUGCGCCCAUCCUCUCCAACCAAGCCUUCCCCUCCGACCCCUCAUUGAAUGUCAAAAGUGCGCUGGACCGCUUGGCGUCGCGGCUGAUGGUCGAAUAUGAGACCAAAGAGAAGGAUAUCAUUGUUCUCACCUCCGAGGGUGAGGCGAUUGUGGCCAAUGGCUCUCACGAGGCCAGGGUCUUCAACGCCGUUGUCAAGGCCUUGGACGGACUGAAGAUCACCGAUUUGCCUGGAAUCGUGGGGAAGGACAGCGCCAAGGUUGGCCAGGGCAAUGCGUUCAAGCGCGGUUGGAUCAAGAAGGACAAUGACUUGCUGCGUGCGGCCAAGGAGUCAAUUGUUGACGAGACCCGCGAGCAGCUCCUCGGCGUUCAGAAGACCAAGUCUCUCGACGACUCCAAGGCACUUGCCGAUCUCAAGCGGAGAAAACUGAUUUCCAUGUCCAAGGAAUUCGCCUUUGUGAUCUCCAAGGGCCCCAAGUAUGCCCGGGAAAUCGCCAAGGAGGAGACCGAUCUUACAGCCGAGAUGAUCGCCAAUGGCUCCUGGAAGACCACCCAGUUCAAGCCCUAUAACUUCAACGCCAAGGGUGCUCCCACACCCGCCGGCGCUCUGCACCCGCUCAACAAGGUGCGGCAGGAGUUCCGGCACAUCUUCUUCGAGAUGGGCUUCGAGGAGAUGCCGACCAACCGCUACGUGGAGACGGGUUUCUGGAACUUCGACGCUCUGUUCGUGCCCCAGCAACACCCUGCCCGUGACCUUCAAGAUACCUUCUACAUUGCCGAUCCUCUCACGGCUGAUCCUCCGCGCGAGGAUCCCCCGAACGACCCGCACCUAUCCAAGGCAGACAAGCCCCUCGACUACAAGCAAUACUGGGAUAACGUGCACGAUGUCCACGAGAAGGGCAAGUUUGGCUCCAUCGGAUACCGCUACCCCUGGAACCCUGACGAGUCCCUACGGCUGGUGCUCCGCACGCACACGACCUCCAUCUCGGCGUACAUGCUGCACAAGCUCGCCGCCAACCCGCGGCCGGCCCGCUUCUUCAGUAUCGACCGUGUGUUCCGUAACGAGGCCGUCGAUGCCACUCACUUGGCUGAGUUCCACCAGAUCGAGGGUGUCAUUGCCGACUUCGGCCUGACUCUGGGUGGUCUGAUUGGUUUCAUGGAGGUCUUCUUUUCCAAGAUGGGCAUUCACCAGCUCCGCUUCAAGCCUGCCUAUAACCCCUACACCGAGCCCAGUAUGGAGAUUUUCGGCUACCACGAGGGUCUGGGCAAGUGGGUGGAGAUUGGUAACAGCGGUAUGUUCCGGCCUGAGAUGCUGGAGUCCAUGGGUAUUCCCAAGGACAUGAGAGUCUACGGCUGGGGUCUGAGUUUGGAGAGACCUACUAUGAUCAAAUAUGCCGUGAGCAACAUCCGUGAGCUUCUUGGCCACAAGGUCGACCUGAACUUCAUUGAGAGCAACCCGGCCGUGCGUCUGGAGAAGGAGUAA